CACCCGUAUCAUGCGACGAGGAGAUCAUUCUUGAAAUUUAUACUAUUUAUUCACGUUUCUAAUCAACUUGCAUACGCAAAUCACCCUGAGUUUAAUUUUAUUCCUGACCCAGGAAUUCGUUCUUAUAUCUUUAUUAAUCAAGAAGAUACCAUGCAGUCUGGAAUUUGUGUGGCACCCUUAAAACUUGCUAAUGCAUGAAAUUAAUUUGUUUAUCUGGAUCGACUGCAUAGAUACAUAGUCACGUGAAACGAUUCAUAUUCAGAGUGAAGAAGUGGGACUUAUGGAUUAUUAUACAAAUGGGUUUACUCUUGCGAUUUCUUUUCUUUCUUGUUUCGAACAAUGGGUUAUGAUACAAAUGGGUUUACUUUACUUUACUCAUAUGAGUCUGGUCCCUUAUAAAUUCAGUCUGUUGGAUUAUAAAGGAGGGAAAAUUGUGGAUUGGUUUAUAAAGGAGAAAAGACGUUCCAAAACAGUUGCCAUCAGAAAGACGAGGGAGAGAAGAGAACAGAAACAGAAAAAAUGCCGUUGGGGAAGUAUUACUGCGACUACUGUGACAAAGAAUUUCAAGACACUCCAAUUGCCCGUAAACGCCAUCUCCAAAGCUCCUCUCACCUCCGCUCCAAAUCUAUCUGACCCUAAUCAAGCUCACACCAAUGGUGCUGCUGGUGGCUUUACCAAAGGAGUCUGCAAUCGAUUUGUCAAAACGGGAUUUUGUCCUUUUGGGGAUUCUUGCAAGUACUUGCAUCCCACUACCACCACCAACAAUUUGCAAAGUACAGGCCUUAUGGAUAAUCCGCAGUCACCAUUUAUUCCUGGAAAUCAAUCUUUGCAAGAUGAUGUGGUGAGAGAUAACAUGGGAAUGUCAUGGGGAAACCUGCCUCCAUCACUGAAGCCUCCUCCAGAGGGUGGGUAUCUGCCACUUCCCUUCGUGGAUUGGGGUUAGGUCUAUUGUAUCACAUGUAUUUUUCUCAUCAUGCAAAUUCUUAGUUGUCGGCUUUUAAUCUUUCAGUGUUGUUUGCACAAUUCAUUGUUUUAAGGUGUUGGUUGUUAUAGAGAAAUGCCCCUUGCUUGUGUGUUGCAAUAACUUGAAAAUAGUUGAAAGUUGGUAUUUGGAUGGUGUCUGUAGA
Molecule: messenger RNA, 1127 nt
Organism: Ricinus communis (castor bean)
Lineage: Eukaryota; Viridiplantae; Streptophyta; Magnoliopsida; Malpighiales; Euphorbiaceae
Product: zinc finger CCCH domain-containing protein 3
Exons: 5
Coding region: 281-943 (220 amino acids)
Cellular component (GO): U12-type spliceosomal complex
Molecular function (GO): zinc ion binding
Source: RefSeq, a predicted model, not a curated record